CUGCCGCUCCUACUCCGAGAUACUCCUCGGCCGACUGCGACUUCCCGGUUACGGAGGGACGCGCGCGAGGAAGUCCCGGGCGGCUACGCCGCGUACGCGCACCCGGACAGCAGAAGGUGGCCAAAGGCUUAGGACACACUACACAAUAGCGACACUACCACCGUGCACGGCGGCCAUCUUCUUGAUCUCUGCUCGCCGACUGGCCCAGAGGGCAGCCGCCAAUCGGACGUGUUUCUGCCCCGCGAGAGUGCGUGUCCCCUUCAUUCGCCUCUCUCUCUCGCUCUUCUUCCCCUUCCUGCGUGGAUGACAGCCGCCGACGCCACGGGGCGCUUACCGAGCUCCCCUUCCGCAGUGGAGCGCGACACGGGCGACCGACAUCGGAGUUAUGGAGUUAUGGAGGCCGCGGCGGAGAAAAGUACCGAUAACUCGCACAACUGUGUCUCCGCGAUCCUCGCGUGCCUCGGGCUCUCGAUCGUCUACGUGGCGAGCCUCUACGUCUGGAGUUCGCCGCACAACAGAGAACAUCCCUCAACGAUAAAGAAACGAUUUUUUAGCGUAUUUAUUAUGACCCUCAUUUCACCAGCACCUUUGUACUUUGGAUUAAAUGAAAAAGUAUUUCAAAAGGUAACUAUCUGGGAAUUGCUGGGUCUACGAUGGUCGGGUUUGAUACAGGCGACUGUGAUACCAUUACUUCUAACAAUGAUCCUGUUCCUAGGUCCCUUGAGUCUACAGGGAUUUAAUGGGCUCUGGCGAUUGUACACUGAGCCCAUGUACUGGUUGGGAAGCAUACGAACGUUAAUCUGGUGGAGAAAUCAAGUAAUUGCUCCACUCUCCGAAGAAUGGACCUUCAGAGCCUGUAUGUUGCCACUGCUCUUACAAUGUUUCACACCGAGUACUGCCAUAUUCGUGUGUCCUCUGUUCUUCGGAGUGGCACAUUUCCAUCAUGUGGUGGAAAGAAUGAAGAUGGGAGUGGGAAUCAAACACGCGUUGUUUGUAUCCUGUUUUCAAUCUGCAUAUACGACCAUAUUUGGAGCGUACGCAGCUUUCCUUUUUGCCAAAACAGGACACUUCGUCGCACCAUUCGCCGCGCAUUCUUUUUGUAAUCACAUGGGAUUUCCUGAUCUUUCCGAAAUAGCUGCGUACAAGGAUCCACUGAAGAGAGCUGGGCUGCUCUGUCUGUUUGUGAUCGGUUUAGUCGCUUGGUGUUUUCUGUUGACGCCGAUGACGCAUCCAUCAUUGUUCAAUAAUAAUUUAUUCUGGACUAAAUAUUUUAUAUGAGACGCGUCUGAUCUCUCUAACAAAUAUACUAGGAUUUAACCUUUUUAAGCAAGAUCUAACGAUUUACAUUGCUGUGUGAUAUUUUGUAUAUGUAUCUAACAGAAUACGCGAUACUUAUUCUAUUAAAAAAUCUCGCGAGUAUUAAAAUAAUUGCAUAAUAAUAAUUUAACUAAUUUCAACUAUAUUACUACUUGGUAUAAACAUAUACUUAUAAUUUAACUAUGCAGCUCGGGAUUGUUACAAAAUGUAUCACCGUAGUGCCUAAGAUUUAAUUAGAUUUAAUUAGAUUUUUAUAGUCGUAAUGAUAUAAAGUGUUACAAUGACUUUUAGAUAGGUGAAUUUAUUCGCAAAACCAAAGUGCGAAAAUAAAAUUUAAUUCUUCUAUUAUUAUUACGAAUUGUCGUAUUUAUGUGUAUUUAUGUGUUGCGAUGAAUUAUUUUAUGAUAUCAUGACUCUAUAAAUUAUAAUUUAGCAGAUAAUGUUUUCAGAAAGAUUUGUAUGUAAACAGAAAACUAUGUACCAUAUAUUAAUAAUCGAUGUAACAUAUUAAGAAAAUUUGUAAAAUGAUCUUUCUAAUCGUCUACUUUUGUAAUAAUCUGUAUGUACAGUGUAUGUACAAUGUCUAUAUAUGUACAAUGGAAGUGAUAUUCAAAUAUUCAGACGAUAAGCGAUGCCGCCAUACACAUAUACAUGAUAGUUUAUUUACCAUCGUUAAAUCACAGAAGUAACAGUUGCGCAACAAUAUUACAAUAUAUUAUAUAUUAUGUACAUAUACAUAUAUAUAUGAUAAACACGUAUACAUUAUAUAUGCAGUAAAACUAUAACAAAAGUACACGAGUACUCGUAUAUACAUACAUAAGAGAGCUAUUCAGUUCUUGAAUGUUUUUUAAUUGCAUACGUAAUGUAUACCAUUUGUUAAUCGAGAGAUAUCAUGGAAAAUACAUUUUUUAAAUAAUGUUCAUAGAGAUCAUGAAAUGUUGAGAACGAUAUAAUGUUGAAGUAAUAUUUAAGUGUUUUAUGGUCAAAGAGAGAGUAUAAAAUUGCUAGAAAUGUAUAACAAUGGUGUCACUUCGACUUACAAUAAUUAUAUAUAAGUGUCCAUCAAAAUUUGACAGUAUUUGUUAAUCUUGUUUCAAUGUCGCGAGAGAAUGAAAUGAUGUAAUUUUAUGUACUACUAUCUUCACAUUCACUUUAUAACAUUGAUACAGAAUAUAUAAUUCUAAACAAAACA
Nylanderia fulva is the source of this 2509-nucleotide messenger RNA. It is a transcript of the gene Sras, whose product is annotated as Ras converting CAAX endopeptidase Sras. The record is from RefSeq and is a predicted model, not a curated record. Gene Ontology annotation, biological process: CAAX-box protein processing. Gene Ontology annotation, molecular function: metalloendopeptidase activity. Gene Ontology annotation, cellular component: endoplasmic reticulum membrane. NCBI's taxonomy places the organism in Eukaryota, Metazoa, Arthropoda, Insecta, Hymenoptera, Formicidae.